UUCAGCUUUCUCCAUUUUCAUUUCUGGUUCAUUUCUCUCUCUUCAAUAUCCAAAUCCGAUUCAUUCUUUUUCAAGUCUUUCCAUUCUCUCUUCUUAACGUCUCUUUGAAUCCAAGUUUUCAUCUCCCACAUUGAUUCACCAUACUCUGUUUCUUCAUUCACUCAUACAAUGACUCAGAUUCUGUUUUUGACUUGCUUUAAGAAAGCUGUUCCAGACUUCUGCUUACGCAAACCCUAACUCAACUCAUGUGAAUCUUCGUCGGUUUAUCUUUCCCUAUCAUAUAUCAGUUUAUAAUUAUACUUCAAGUUAUUCCUGUUUAAGUCAUCAAUGGAUGAUAUAUAUCUAGUUAUUUGAUUUAACUGAAGUUUGCUACAGUUAUUUCGAACGGAGAAUGAAACGAUUUGCUUCGUUUCACUUAACUAUAUUACUUUACGCAGCGCGGAUUAUAAUCUCGCAUUGUAGCAGCUCUCUUCCUCAAGAUGAAAUAUAUGCUCUUACCAGAUUUAAGGAAUCUAUAAGUGAGGAUUCAACUCAUGCUUUGUUAACUUGGAAUCGUGCUGGUUUAGAUCCUUGUGAUUGGCCUAGCGUAACGUGUUACGCGACUCGUGAUCAUGUUCAAAAGCUGGAGAUUUCUUGGGCAUCGUUGAAGGGAUUCAUUGCACCGGAAUUGGGGAAACUAUCGCAUUUGCAAGAUUUAAUUUUGCAUGGAAAUAAGCUUACUGGAAUCAUCCCGAAAGAAUUUGGAUCGUUGAAAUAUCUUAGGAUAUUGGAUUUAGGAAUGAACCAGCUGACGGGAGCAAUUCCUAUGGAGCUUUGGAGUUUGACAAACCUUGAAAAGAUUAACCUUCAAUCGAAUGGGUUGACUGGGAAGUUACCGUCUGAGCUGACUAAGUUAAGCAACCUUACGGAACUCAGGCUUGAUAGGAACAAGCUUGAGGGAAGUAUUCCUGGAAGUAAUCAGUCAGAUUCAACUGAAAAUAAUGAUGGAAAGAAUGCAUCAAAUUUAAAGGCUACUGGUUCCUGUUGCACAUCUCAGUUAAAAGUUGCAGAUUUUUCAUACAACUUCUUUACUGGGAGCAUCAUAAAAUGCCUGGCUUGCCUGCCAAUCACGAGCUUCCAAGGGAACUGCCUUCAAGACAAAAAUGUUAAGCAGCGUCCUCCAGAACAAUGUGUCGCUCCACAAUCCAGGAGCCAUCCACUACUUGCGAAAAAUCCAUCUCCUCGGCAUCGAGAAGAUUCAAGACUUAAACCUGCUUCCAAACCUACCUGGAUCUUAGCAGUAGAAAUUGUAACUGGAACAAUGACAGGUUCCAUCUUCCUCGUUGCUGUUCUUACAGCUGUUUUCAGAUAUAAAAGUAAAUCUACAAACAUUAUUCACUGGAAGAAGUCAGCAAGUGAUAUGGAUCAUUUGGCAAUCUACAUAGAUACAGAAAUGUUGAAGGAUGUAACGAAAUUUAGCCGACAAGAGCUUGAGAUAGCAUGUGAGGAUUUCAGUAAUAUUAUUGGAUCUUCACAAGAUAGCCAAGUCUAUAAGGGCAAUUUGAAAGGUGGUCCAGAGAUUGCUGUUAUUUCCAUUUGCAUCAAAGAGGAUCAUUGGGCAAGUUAUCUUGAACUUUAUUUUCAAAGAGAGGUGGCUGAAUUAGCCAGAUUAAAUCAUGAGAAUAUAGGAAAGUUGCUUGGUUAUUGCAGCGAAAGUUCCCCAUUCACAAGGAUGCUGGUUUUUGAAUAUGCAUCAAAUGGAACUCUAUAUGAGCAUCUGCAUUAUGGAGAAGGAUGCCAGUUUUCUUGGACCCGACGCAUGAAAAUAAUUAUAGGGAUUGCUAGAGGACUAAAAUAUCUGCACAAUGACAUCGACUUACCUUUCACCAUAUCCGAACUUAACUCAACUGCUGUGUAUCUUACCGAUGAUUUUUCUCCAAAGCUAGUUGAUUUUGAAAGCUGGAAAAGUAUUCUUUCGAGUUCAGAAAACAACUCGGUUUCCAUGGGCAACAAAGCAGGUCCUGUAUGCCUUCUUCCAAAUUCCCUAGAGGCACGAUAUCUCAAUGUAGAAGGCAAUGUCUAUGCAUUUGGCAUACUUCUCCUUGAAAUCAUCACCGGAAAACCUCCAUAUUGCCAAGAUAAACUACAACUGGUGGAAUGGGCAAAGGAUUACAUGGAGAAGCCAGAAAUGAUGUCAAAUCUUGUGGAUCCGGAAAUUAAACAUUUCAAACAAGAAGAUCUAGAAGUUGUAUGCGAGGCAGUUAGUCGAUGCAUUUAUCGUGAUCCUUCGAAACGAGCAUCAAUGGAAGAACUCUGCAGUUUGCUGGAGAAGAAAAUCGAUACAUCGGUUUCUGCUGAGUUACAGUCAUCUUCAUUGGCUUGGGCAGAACUAGCACUUUCACCAGAUGAGUUUCAUAGCUAACAAUAAUACUAGUUUUUUUUUUUAUAUAUAUAAAUCCAUUAAUUGAUUAAUUGCAAUAUAUAUUAUAUAUAUGUGUUAGAUUUUGGGAUGAAAUGGUUGAUUCCUUGAAGCAUGGAAAAUCCUCAUUUCUAUGUUUUAUUAGAAAAAAAUGUAUUUGGUGUAAUGUUAUUGUUCAAAACAUGUGUAUUUUUGGUCAUGCAAAAGUAUUGCAACUAAAGACUAAUUCUUCUAUUCUUAAUAUUGUAUUUUGUGUAUGUACAAACUAAAUAUAUAUUAUUAUUGGGUUUUUAUGUUCA
Impatiens glandulifera is the source of this 2697-nucleotide messenger RNA. Its product is annotated as probable LRR receptor-like serine/threonine-protein kinase At1g63430. The record is from RefSeq and is a predicted model, not a curated record. Gene Ontology annotation, biological process: protein phosphorylation. The transcript has 13 exons. Gene Ontology annotation, molecular function: protein binding; protein kinase activity; ATP binding. Bases 392 to 2401 code for a protein of 669 amino acids. Lineage: Eukaryota; Viridiplantae; Streptophyta; Magnoliopsida; Ericales; Balsaminaceae.